This is a messenger RNA of Oryzias latipes (Japanese medaka), 3830 nucleotides long. RefSeq names its product E3 ubiquitin-protein ligase Midline-1. NCBI's taxonomy places the organism in Eukaryota, Metazoa, Chordata, Actinopteri, Beloniformes, Adrianichthyidae. Gene Ontology annotation, biological process: regulation of microtubule cytoskeleton organization. The record is from RefSeq and is a predicted model, not a curated record. Gene Ontology annotation, molecular function: zinc ion binding; protein binding. Gene Ontology annotation, cellular component: cytoplasm.
UGUUUAAGCCCCUCUCUCUCGGGUCAGGAUGGAAAGGCUCGCACAGGCAGAGGAGGGAGCAUGUCAUGAGAGGUGAUGACACCACCACGGAGGUGUAUCCUCAUCCUCUCCGACUUCUGAGAGCGCCGCUCGCUGCCGUUUCAGCCGCCGCUGCUGCUGCCAUACUUUCUGCAUCCCACAGAGUAGAGAGAGAGGUCAAAAGACAGCUGCCAAUCUCCUCCUCCGCCUCUCUCUCCACUUCUUUUCUCACUUUGUCUGUGGAUGAUGGGAUUUUAAUCAUGUGGAAGGCAGCUGAGCGGCUCUUCUGGAUUUCGCUGACACUGCGCACGGUCCCGCCUGGCCUCUUCUAAGCAGGAUGGACACUCUGGAAUCAGAGCUGACCUGCCCAAUCUGCCUGGAGCUCUUUGAAGACCCUCUGCUGCUCCCCUGUGCCCACAGCCUGUGUUUUGGCUGCGCCCACCGCAUCCUCAUCUCCCACUGCGCCACCAACGAGUCUGUCCAGAAUAUUGGCGCUUUCCAGUGCCCCACCUGUAGAUAUGUCAUUUCCUUGAGUCCUGAGCGUGGACUAGAAGGACUCAAGAGAAACGUCACCCUGCAGAACAUUAUUGACAGAGUUCAGAGAGCCUCGUCUUCAGCUGGACUCCCUUUGCCUCUGCCGGCCCCUCACAGCGGGCCCAACUCUCCCUGCGAGGAAAGCAGCAAUCGCCUGGCACUGGUCCCCGUCAGCGCCGCCAUGUCCAACCCGGGCUCACCUCCCGAGCCGGUGCAGUGCCAGUUCUGCGAGCUGGACCCGCCGCAGGACGCCGUGAAGACGUGCGUGACGUGCGAGGUGUCGUACUGCGAGGAGUGCCUCAGAGCAACGCACCCCAACAAGAAGCCAUUCACGGGCCACCGGCUCAUCGAGCCGAUGCCCGACUCGCACCUCAGAGGGCUCCAGUGUCUGGAGCACGACGAAGAGAAGGUCAACAUGUACUGUGUCAGCGAUGACCAACUCAUCUGCUCUUUGUGCAAACUGGUCGGCCGGCACAGAGACCACCAGGUGGCAGCACUAAGCGACCGCUAUGAAAAACUUAAGCAAGCCCUGGAUUCCAACCUGAGCAAUCUAAUCAAGAGAAACAACGAGCUGGAGUCUCUGAUGGGAAAACUGAUCCAGACGUGUCAACAUGUGGAGGUGAACGCAUCCCGUCAGGAGGGCAAGCUCAUGGAGGAGUGUGAUGUCCUGAUUGACAUCAUUCAACAGAGGAGGCAGAUCAUUGGCAGCAAGAUCAAGGAGGGGAAGGCUCAGAGGCUUCGAAAGCUCGCCCAACAAAUUUCCAACUGCAAGCAGUGCAUCGAGAGGUCCUCGGCCCUCAUCACGCAAGCUGACCAGACGCUGAAGGAAACGGAUCACGCUCGCUUCCUGCAGACGGCCAAGAGCAUCAACGAGAGGGUCUCCAUGGCAACUGCAUCUACCCAAGUACUGAUCCCUGAGAUUCACCUGACUGACACCUUUGAUACUUUCGCGCUGGACUUCACCAGAGAGAAGAAGUUGUUGGAGAACCUGGAUUACCUCACUGCUCCGAGUGCUCCAUCCAUAAGGGAAGAGCUGUGCACGGCGUCGUACGAUACCAUCAGCGUCCACUGGACAUCUGAUGAUGAGUUUUCCAUUGUGUCCUAUGAGCUCCAGUACACCAUCUUCACAGGACAGUCCAACAUUGCCAGUCUUUGUAACUCGCUAGACAGUUGGAUGAUCGUUCCCAACAUCAAACAGAACCAGUACACAGUGCACGGCCUCCAAAGCGGCACCAAGUACGUCUUUGUCGUCAAGGCCAUAAACCAAGCAGGAAGCAGGAGCAGUGAACCGGGAACGCUGAAGACCAACAGUCAACCGUUUAAACUGGACCCCAAAUCUGCACACAAGAAGCUGAAGGUGUCACACGAUAACCUGACAGUGGAGCGAGAUGAAACCACAUCUAAGAAGGGCCACAGCCAAGACCGGUUUUCCAGCCAGAGCAGCUACGGUGUGGUGGGGAACGUCUUUAUUGACAGCGGGCGUCACUACUGGGAGGCUCUUAUUGGUGGAAGCACAUGGUACGCUAUUGGCAUUGCCUACAAAUCAGCCCCCAAGCACGAAUGGAUUGGCAAGAACCAGGCCUCUUGGGUACUCUGCCGCUGCAACAACUCCUGGGUGGUCCGCCACAACAGCAAGGAGCUGGCCAUCGAGCCCUCGCCCCAUCUGCGACGGGUCGGGGUCCUUUUGGAUUACGAUGCCGGAUACGUCACCUUCUACGAUGCUGUGGGCUCCCAGCACCUGCACACCUUCCACAUCUCCUUCAUCCAGCCUGUGUGCCCUGUGUUUAACGUGUGGAAUAAGUGUCUGACCAUUCUCACCGGCCUACCCAUCCCUGACCACCUAGAAGGACUAGAACCCAGCAACUGAAAGCUACACAGUUGCACCAGCAUACGGUCACUUUCCUAAAGUUGUAUCGGACAAGAGUUGAGUUUUAUGAUGUAUACCCUCAUCUACUCCAAUUCCACAAUCUCAGUCUUGUACGAUGCACCUUUGCACCUAGAGGCAGCGAUAAACCUGGGGAGAGUAGCACUCUUCUGUGAAUCUGGACUCAUCUGUUGCUGAUUCCUUCCUGUGUCUUAAUUAAGCCUAAUUUAAUAACCACCAACAGAGAGACAGGCUGUAGUGGGAUAAAUCAGCAUUUGUACGAAAGUUAACUUGUGCAGCUUUGACUGUGUUGGAAGCUUCCAACAACCAGUUAGCUUGGAUUUCCUGAUGCUGCUUAUUGUACACUCUCCACGGCAACCCAACGUCUGAUGACGGGGACACUUCAGGACGAACGAAAUUCCUCAUCUAAAGCACUUUGAGCAUUUAAGGAAGGAGGAGGCAAGCCACAAAUCAAUAAAUAAUCUACACUGUUUUACAUCUUUCAAUUAGCUUCUGCCUUUUUUUUUUUGCUUCACAGACAGAUUUGCAAAUCAACUGUAGUUUCUGGCAAAAGCAGAAGGACAAAUGUAUAUUUUGUAAAUUUGGUGCAUCCCUCCCUAUUUUUUCCCCAUUUGGCCAUUAAGAAGGAACCAAAGCCAUGGCUCUUCACAUAAAUGUUCAUCUAUACUAAAUAAAUGCUGAAUUAUUUUUGAAAAAAAACGAAAGAGGAUACAGUUAAUAUGAAAAGCAGGUUUUCCUUCCAUGUAGACCUUCUUUGUGGACACUGUUAACACUUUAUUGAUGGUUUUUUUGUAACCUGGAAGUACUUUAGUGCAAUUUAAAUGCAUUGACGGUGGGAAAGUGAUGAGUUCUGUUUGACUUAUUGUGUUGAUUUAGUUUUUGCUCUUCAAGUGUGAUGCAUUAAAUGUGACUUGCUCUUGUAGCCCGAGAGACCGUCACAAGGAGGAAAGGUUUGUUUUUUUACUAACUUAAAUACCGUUCUUUACAUUAGCUCAUAACAAAUUUAGAUUGAAAUGUAUUUUCCGAAUUUAAAAUAAAACCCAAAGACACAAAGCCAGUCUUCCUUUAUUCUAUAAAUGAUGACCUUUAAUAUUUAAUAAAAGGCACUCUUUGGUGUAAAUAUAUAAAUUUGAGUCUAUUUUUCAAUCAAAUUUUGUCACCUGAUCUGAUUUAAUAAAGGACAAACGACGUCUUCUUUGAUUCCUUUUGCAAAACUGUGGCUUUUCUUGUAUCUGGUGCCAGUAUGUAGUGCUUAAAUUAAUGUCUCCAUUUCAACUAAAUGACCAUGGUGUUGUUUUUUCUCAUCCGUCCUUUUGGAAAACAGGAUAUGAGGAAUUUCCUCGCAGAUGUUGGGUAUAAAUGUCGGAGAAUAAAAGUUCCUUUUCACUUCAAA